AUGUCCGUGUCGCGCUGCAAGAUGUGCUGUGAUGUGCUCGGCAAUCGUCCUACGUCGCGCUGCAACCUCCACAGCUCUGCAACCUCCUCGUGGUGCGCGCGCGUCGCCCGCGAAUCGACAGAGCCGAGCGACGCGGGGCCCGGGAGCCCGGACGCCCCGCCGGACCACGAGGCGGAGCCCGUGGAGCAGCUGGUGAUCUCCUCGCUGCCCCGGCAGGGGACCUUUGACCCCCGGCAAUGCAAGUUCUCCGACAUGGAGCUCAAGCCGCAGCCCAUCGUGAAGAAGGCGUGCAAGAGUCACGUUCCCGACGAGCUCAAGGACGAGCGCUACUGGGCCCGACGCAGGAAGAACAACACGGCGGCCAAACGGUCCCGCGACGCGCGGCGUCUCAAGGUGAAUCAGAUCGUGGUGCGCGCCUCCUUCCUGGAGCAGGAGAACGCGGCGCUGCGUCGCGAGCUGGCCGAGAUGCGCCUUGAUCUGGGCCGGGUGCGCAACCUCACGGCCAAGUACGAGGCCCAGGGGGAGGCACAGGGGGAGUCCCGGUGCUUGAGCGAGAUCGCUCAGAGCGGUGGUUCUUCUUCUUCUGCUGCUGCUUAA
This is a messenger RNA of Petromyzon marinus (sea lamprey), 597 nucleotides long. The record is from RefSeq and is a predicted model, not a curated record. NCBI's taxonomy places the organism in Eukaryota, Metazoa, Chordata, Hyperoartia, Petromyzontiformes, Petromyzontidae.